AUGAAAUCAGGAAAAUGGUAUUAUUACGCGGGCGAGCUAUCGGUCAGUCCCCCCGCUCUCCCGGGGCGGCGGCUGCAUGUGUUCGGUGGUGGAGCGGGGUACGUGGAGGUGGUGGGGGCGGUGAACCCGGGUCGCAAGGCGUCCCUCAGCGGGAUCCGGGAGGGCGACGUCAUCUCGUCCAUCAACGGGCGGCCGACCAAAGCCAUGACCAACGCCGACGCCCACGCCAUGCUGCGGUCGGCUGGCCCGGUGCUGCGGCUCGGCUUGAACGAGAACAGGGAGACGUCGCCGCGAAGAAGAUCAAUAGGCAAGAGCAGCGAGUUGAAAAGGCCGUCACAGUUGAUUGCAGAGGUGCAGGGCGGUAGAGCGACUCCGCAGGCUCCAGUCUACGCCACAAUAAGGCCUUCACAGCUGCCUCAGAAUCGGCCAUCUUCGCUCUCUGCACAGUCUUCCCUCAAUUCGCUGCCAACUGCGCUCUCUUCCACGCCGCUCGUGAAAUCUGUCACGACCAGCGAGGAGCCAUUACGGUUCCAUCCGACGAACCCUUUUUAUACAACUUUACCGAAUUAUUCAAGUGCUUCCAAACUUCCAGUACCAAAUGCCAGAGCGUCCAGUAUAGAUAGAAGUAAAUCCAAAGAAAACACAUCUUCACUUCACGAUCAGAGCUCAGAUUUAAAAUCGCCUUCAUUUUUCAACAAAAUCUACGACUCUGGCCCCAGUAGUCUUCCUCAAUCUAACUUUAAGGAAACUGAAUUCAGUAAUAGUUAUGUCGAUUUAAAAAGUGAGAAUGAUAAAAGUGAUCACAAUUAUUACGAUAGUAAGUUCAGUUCUUAUUUACAAAGUGAAAUCAAUGGUACUGGUAGAAAUCCCUUUGAUACUAAAAGAAACAGUGACCCCUUCGAAAAAUACCUAAGGCCAGAAAACAAGAUGAAUGGAAAGUGUGAAACUAGUACGAUGGUGAAUUCUCAUAGUGAUAAUAAUUUUAGUAAGCAUGAGGAAAUUAAACGCUCCACAAUAAUAGAACAUCAGGUGAAUGAGGUUGAAGAAGUGAAAACAAUAAAGAAAAUCAUUCUGAACGGCUCUGGAGAUGCUACCAAAGAUAAUAACCACCAUCAUUCAAAUUUUGAUACUUCUGGCUUAAAUGGAACCAGAGAAAUGGAUUCACGGGCAUCUGAGCACCAGGAAAAGUUGAGAAAAGAAAGAGUCUUCAAUAUACCUAUACAUCAGGAGACUGCUUAUUUUGAUAAACCGAACCAAAAAUCAAAACGCGACGAACGAAACCACAGUAAUCUACAUCCAUCGACGCCAGAAGACUUCAGCAGAACUCCCACAGCGGAAGCGUCGCCGAGCGAUGCGCUGACCGGCAAGCCGCCUCCGAGGUCGCCGUCGCACGCGCCGCCCAGCCCGCACAAACUUUAUUUUCGGCCCUUCCUGUCUCGACGAACGACGUGCGAAUUUAAGGGCUCCUCUGAAAUACGCUCGUCAAGCACUUUAUUAUUUCUACGAUACCCUCGCCCCACCGAUGCCUGUCGCCUGCACCCCAUAAAACAACAUUAA
Messenger RNA from Ostrinia furnacalis (Asian corn borer), 1557 nucleotides. RefSeq lists its product as uncharacterized. The record is from RefSeq and is a predicted model, not a curated record. The transcript is spliced from 6 exons. NCBI's taxonomy places the organism in Eukaryota, Metazoa, Arthropoda, Insecta, Lepidoptera, Crambidae. Gene Ontology annotation, biological process: actin cytoskeleton organization; muscle structure development. Gene Ontology annotation, molecular function: muscle alpha-actinin binding; actin binding. Gene Ontology annotation, cellular component: filamentous actin; adherens junction; stress fiber. The coding region runs from base 1 to 1557 and encodes 518 amino acids.